AUGGGUGAGGAGAGAGCGAGGGGGGGCGGAGCCGAGCCGGUCCAGCAGCUUCAGGUGAAACAGAGCAGAGCCGAGCCCGGACCGUCUCCUCAGGACCGUCUCCUUAGGACCGUCUCCUCCGGACAGUCUGAGAUGGUGCAGACGGCGUCCUCUGGUCCUCCUUCAGACCUGCUCUGUCUGCUGAAACAGACUCAGCUCGCCCUAAGCCUGUCUGAAAGAGGGGACAAGUCUUACCACAGGUCCAGCUCAAAGAGGUCCCGGCUGCUGGAAGACGGUGGCUCCAUCCACGUUAGAGGCUCCAGGAGAGCAGCUGGUGGUGCUAACGGGACGUCCUCCUCCAGAAUGAGACGCCUCCCUGCGUCCAUCCCAGAGGGCCGAGUCCUGGACCAACACGCCACGUCAACACGGAGCAGUGUGCAGUCAGCUUCAUCCAGGAACCAUCCCCAUGGACACCAUCACCAUGGACACCAUCACCAUGGACACCAUCACCAUGGUCCCCACCAUCAUCAUCACCAUGGAAGAGACCAGGUUGUAGUCCUCGCCAAACCGAAGUACAAACGGAGUGAUUACUGGCGGUUGCGAGCGAUCAUGGAGGUUCCGUGCGACGAGGCGUUCAGGCGCGCUCAGCGGCGUAAGAGAAAGGAGCUGCUGAGUCAUUCUGCUGCCAAUGGGUUCCUCCCCUCUCAUGCGUUGUCGAGCAGCCCGUACGCCGCCUGUACGGCAGGAAGUGACUCUGAGUAUUCAGCCGAAUGUGCGUCGCUCUUUCAUUCCACCAUCGUGGACACCAGCGAGGACGAGCGGUCCAACUACACCACCAACCGCUUUGGAGACAGCGAGUCCAGCGAGGACGAGUACGUGGAGGAGAGCACCACCACCAGUGAUACAGAGGAGAGUGGAGGGGGUGGGGCUGGGGGCGGGGCAGGUGGAACAGGAAGGGGGUGGGGCCAGUCUGAGGCAGCAGGGGCCCCGGUGACUGGGAAGGCAAUGACCGCAGCUCAGGCGAAGGCCUUCAUCAAGAUCAAGGCCUCCCACAACCUGAAGAAGAGAUUCCUCCGGUUCAGGUCGGGUUCUCUCAAACUCAUGACCACAGUGUGAGUCAGCAGGUCCAGAGCCCCGCCCCCAUACCUGCUGAGGUGUCUUACCUCUGCACUCUCAAUGUACCGGAAACGAGCCCAACUGUGACCCACACCUGAGGGAGGAGCAGACAGACCUGUGGUUGGACCGGAGCUCAUCCACCUUCGUACCCGCAUGUGUGACCAAUAAGAGUGGACUGUUACCCUAACUGGUCAGGUACACCCGGGUACACAGAGAACCUGCACAGAAAACCGGUCCAUCAGAGGGACCUGGUGUGGUCCUCUAUGUGCACCUGAGGUGUGGCCCACAGCUCUGUGGUUCUGGACAGCCUUAAAGGUUCUGGAGGUUCAAAUGGUGGAUUUAUGAUUUGGUCCCUGAACCGCUCGUAGAGACAAACCCGCUCAGGGUCGCUCCAGCAGAGCGCUGACCUCACUGAACAGUCCGGACUAACGCAGCAUCAGAUGCAGAGCUUAUGAUGAGCCAAUCAAAUUGGCGUCCUCCAUCAGGGCCUCACCUGUACCUGCGGUCUGCUUCAGAGCAGGAUCUCGCAGCUCAACGGGUCUGAUCGGGACAAGCGAUCGAACAGCCAAUCAGACGGACUGUGUACAAACGUCGGCCACUUCCUGCGUGUUGAAGCUCGGAGGGUCGACUCAUUUUGGUUUCUUCAGGUCUGAUGCUGAACUGGACCUCCAGUUAGUCUAGGUCCAGGCUGACUUUGUGGUCUGAGACCUUCCAGCUUCAGAUCACGGAGCACUUUAGUCUCCUCAAAGACUUUAAAGAGGUCUAGACCAUCAGACCUUUACUCUGAAGCACUCUGCGAUGUCUCUGCUGGACUGUGUUCUCCAGGUGGUUCCUCAGGUGUCUGAUGAUGUCUCUGGACCUCUCCUGAUGGUCUAGUUGAAGGUCUUGUGGAUGGUCCUGGUGAGGGUUGUGGGUUCUGCAGGGUUCAGGUUGAGUCUUGCUUCAGUCCUCUCUGUAUUUGCUGCACUUUGAGACGGACUGCGAUGCGUCUGUGUUUCGUAGCCUUAUUUUGUAUUUAUGACCUUUGACCUUUGACCUUUGGUUGUAGGGCGCACACCACAUGCUGUGUUUUUAUUGGUCGGUAGAGUGACGGUGCUAUGUUUGAUGAAAGCUAUUUAACGCUAAUAUAUUUGCUUGGUAUAUAUUGGAUCUUCACACGGUGCGGACUGACGGCAACACACGGACUUGUACUGUCACCACUGUUGCCACGGUAACAGUACCACACAGGCCUGUCUGCUGGAUCAGGACUAAAGUCCGGUCUGAAGCUGGGUCCGCUGUUUCAAACUUCAGAGAAACUUUCAGAUCUCACGUUUCUGUCUCAAUCUCUAAAACUUAGCUUAGGUUAGCUUAGCUUAGCUUAGCACAAAGACUGUGAGCAGAAGGGACCGGGACUGUUAGCCUGUAUGCCUUAUAGAGGAAUCUGUCAGGUGUUUACAUGCUAACCACAUAAACUCUGUUAAGGUGGCUAAAGCAGUUAGCAUGUAGCAUUAAAAGUAUGGGGCGGGGUUAGAAGCAGUGAAUCUGGGGGCGGGGUCAGAAGCAGUGAAUCUAGGGGCGGGGUUAGAAGCAGGGGGCGGGGUUACAAGCAGGGAGCGGGGUCAGAAGCAGGGGGCGGGGUUAAAAGCAAAGGGCGGUGUUAGAAGCAGGGCGCGAGUCAGACGUCUCUGAAUGUAAUUAAUAAAAAGUGCACUUAGAUUAGCGUUAGCCUGUUAGCUUCUAGAACUUAUUGCUGAUAAUAAAGAGUGUCAGCAGGUCUGCUGCUGGUCUUUGUGCUAAGCUAAGUCAUCUGGAUACAGUGGAUCUGUUUCAUCUGAUCGCUCAGGUGUGAACAGCUCGUCACAGAAACCAGCUCUCCUCACCUUUCACCUUCUCUUAGAUUCAAACCUUCAAAACCUCCUCCUGAGGGUCCUGUAGGUGAUGUGAUAUACACCUGUACACCUGUGUACCUGUGUACCUGGGUACCUGUGUACCUGUGUACCUGGGUACCUGAGUACCUGGGUACCUGUGUACCAGUGUACCUGGGUACCUGAGUACCUGGGUACCUGUGUACCUGUGUACCUGGGUACCUGUGUACCUGUGUACCUGUGUACCUGUGUACCUGUACACCUGUGUACCUGAGUAGUGUGUAAAAAGUUCUGUGUUUGCUGAAACCUUUUUACGCUUUAAUAAACGUGGACUUGAACUCUA
Molecule: messenger RNA, 3282 nt
Organism: Notolabrus celidotus (New Zealand spotty)
Lineage: Eukaryota; Metazoa; Chordata; Actinopteri; Labriformes; Labridae
Product: dapper homolog 1-like
Exons: 3
Coding region: 1-1095 (364 amino acids)
Biological process (GO): negative regulation of canonical Wnt signaling pathway; regulation of Wnt signaling pathway, planar cell polarity pathway; negative regulation of JNK cascade
Cellular component (GO): cytoplasm
Source: RefSeq, a predicted model, not a curated record